Rhizophagus irregularis DAOM 181602=DAOM 197198 is the source of this 1943-nucleotide messenger RNA. The record is from RefSeq and is a predicted model, not a curated record. Lineage: Eukaryota; Fungi; Glomeromycota; Glomeromycetes; Glomerales; Glomeraceae.
AUGGAUUCAACAGAUUUAUUUGAUAAUCAAAAUAUUAGAGAAGUUAGUAGGGGUCGUAAAGAAUCACAUGUCUGGGAUCAUUAUUUUAAAGAACCAUUGGGUAGUGUGCAUUACACAGCUAGAUGUCAUUACUGUAAUCAAAACUGGUCUAGAGGAAAACCAGAAAUUUUGAAGUCACAUUUAGCAUUGUAUUGUAAAGAUGUUCCACUAUAUAUUAAAACAGAAUAUAUGGAAAUGCUGGCUGUUGGAACUACAUCUACUAUGAAUAGAAAACAAAAAACAGAUUCUGAUUCAUCAGCUGAGCUUACUGUGGAUAGAAAAGAUAAAAUUGAUCAAGCACUUAUACGAUUUUUUAUUUGCUGUGGAAUACCAUUCUCAACCGUUGGUCAUCCUUAUUUUAUUGAUUUUGUUCAAAGUCUCUGUUUUGCUUAUGGUCCUCCUAAAAGAACAACCCUAUCAACAACUUUCUUAAAUCAUGAAACUGCUAUAAUUUUAAAUAAAAUCAAAGAAGAACUCAAAUAUGAAAAAAAUUUAACAUUAGGAAGAUCUAUUUAUGCAUUUAUAAUAAUUACCCCAAGUAAAAGGCAAUAUAUUCAUACUUUGAAAGAUACAUCAAUGGAUUCUCAUACUGGAACUUUUAAUGCUACUGAAAUUGAAAAAGUUUUGACUUCAAUUGGCCUAGAAAAAUUUGCAGCUGUAGUAUCAGAUGCUGAAUCAGCAAUGCAAAUGGCGAGAAGACUAAUUACUGAAAAUGAUAUUAUUAAAUUGGAUUUUGCAAUAAACACAUUAAAAAAAUGCCAAUCUAUUAUAACUUUUUUUAAAACAUCAUAUCGUGCAGGUGCAAAUUUCCAAAAAGAUAUUAUUCAAACUUUAACAGAAGGAGGUGGCCUUAAGACAUCAGUUUUUGAAACUCAAACUGAAAUUUUUAUUAAUGCAAUAGCAAUAAAAAAUCUUCUUCUAAAUCGCCAGUUUUUUCAAGAUGUUGAACAACUUCAUACAAUUCUUGCACCUGCUAAAAAAGCAAUUCAAGCUGUUGAAGCUAAUUCGAGUAAUAUGGCAUCAAUUUUUUUGCAAUUAAUUCAGAUGGCAGUUGAAAUUAAAAAGAUUUCAAAUUAUUUUGAUCCAAAUUUCAAAAAGAAUUGUAUUAACAUAUUUAAUAAACGUUGGGCACAGUUUGAUACUGAUACAUAUCUUGUUGCCUUUUUCCUCCAUCCAAGAUAUAGAGACAAGAAAUUUCAAGACAGUACAUUUCGUCAAAUGGCAUUAACUGCUAUGAAAAUUUGGUCAAAAUUUGGUAGUGAUAAAAGAAGUUGCAAAAUUUUGCUAUCACAACUUCGAUCAUAUGGUGAUAAUGAACCACCUUAUGAUAUGGAAUAUACUGAUGAAUAUGAUACGCCUGAACUUUGGUGGUCAACUUGUCGACAGCCAAAUAAUUAUAUUCAAAAAUUAGCUUUAAAGUUAUUUGCUAUUACUCCUCAUCAAGCUGCAUGUGAACGAGCCUUUUCAGUAUUAAAUUGGAUGAUAGGAAAGCGGAGAACAAGGUUAGAUAUUGAUCGCCUCCAAUCCAUGGUUCAAAUGCACUCCUACUAUAUUACAAAUGCAAAAUCAGAGUUAAAAUUUUCUAGUAGUGAUUUAAGUGAAAAUGAGCUUGAAACUGCAUUACAAGAAAUUACUACAGCUAUGAUUAAUAAUGAUGAUAUUUUCAUUGAUGAUGAUGAUAUUGUUUUGGAUGAUGAAAGUAUUGAUUUGAAUGAUGAUGAUGCUAAUACUAAUGAUUUGAUUAUGGAAAAUAUCAUGAAUUUAGAUAGUUUUAACGAACAAAAUGAUGAUAAUUCGAAUUCAAAUAUUUCGGACCAACAACCUGAUGAAUCUAUAAAUUAUGAGGAUUCAAAUAUUGAUUUUGAAGCAAUAUUUGAUUAAGAAUCGGAAACAGAUUAGUAAAC